This is a messenger RNA of Nezara viridula (southern green stink bug), 2149 nucleotides long. NCBI's taxonomy places the organism in Eukaryota, Metazoa, Arthropoda, Insecta, Hemiptera, Pentatomidae. The record is from the annotation of a GenBank genome assembly.
AUGAAGCUUGUCUUCCUCCUGUUCUCGAUCGUCCUCGUCGGACUUUUCCUGGGUGCUGCUGCUCAAGAAACUCUCGUGGGAGAUAUUUUAAGAGAUGUCGGGGAUACAGUUGACUGGGCCACUGAUAUUUCAUUUGAAUCUUCCAUUGCUGUGACGAUGAAGCUUGUGUUCCUGCUGUUCUUGAUCGUCCUCGUCGGACUUUUCGACGUCGGUGCUGCUGCUCAAAGAACUGUCGUUGGAAACGUUUUAAGAGGGAAUACGGUUGGAUGGGCCACUGGUACAUCAGAAGAACAGAACGGCUAGUUCUACUCUCCAUCUGACAUCCAUGAUGUUUGAAUUCAACAAUGGGCUUGUAUAGAGAUUUUUAUAUUUAUAUUGUUUUUUUUUUUCUUUUAGAUUCUGUGUGUAAUACGCUUAACUCCGCAACUUGUAUUAUUUUUUUUUUUUAUGUGGCAUCGCCUCAUUUUUUAAGUGUAGCUAUAAUCAGUAUCAUUUCAACAGUGCAUAAUCAACAUCUCAUUGAACCAAGAGUAGCAAAUGCACAUGGAUCUUUUCAUAAUACAAUAAAAAGUUUAAUUGUAUUCCUUUUUAAAUUUCCUAAUUAUGACGUUGCAUGAAAUAAUUAUAGUACACGAAAAAUACAAAAUAUUUAGAAAUUAAUAAAAUUAUAUUAUUAAGAAAUAUAUGUGAUUUAUAGUAAGCUAGUAUUCCCACGUAGCAUUCUUAUAUCUCAAAAUAUUACUGAUAGUUAUGUCCCGUAUUUUACAUAUUAAGUAAAACAUAUGUUAAUAUUCGUAGAUCAUAUCAUUAUCUAUUCUAUGAAUAAAUAUCUUAUUUUGUAGAUUAAAUUGACAUUAUAACUGUUUUUCGGCAUAGUUUAUAUUAUUCCAGACUGCAUUAAUUUUUCUCAUAUUAUAUGUAUAUGUUACUUUUAAUCUUUAUUUUUAUAGGUAAAUUCUUUACAAGAGCUUAUCCACAAUUAGGUGACAGACUGAGGGCUAGUCGUACGAAACUAAUGUCAUUUGAACUAACAUUUUCUUUUUUUUUUUCUUUCACAUAUUUCAAAAUGAAAUUAUUACUCUCAGCAUGCCAUUUAUCGUAGGCAAGCUAUAUUUUUAUAUAAUUACUUUUAAUUAUAAUUUGCAUCAUUUUGAAUAAAUCUCAUUCACCGGCGUAGUCUCCACGAAAAUAGACUAUUAAAAAUAUACUUUUUUUUUUAGAUUUUAUGUAUUAUUCUUAACAACAACCGAUAGAUUUUACAACAUGACUAUAACCUUUAUGGUCGGACUGAAAUGUUAUUUAUUAAAUAAACUGCACUCUUUGAUUGUGUUUAACUAAAAUCAACGACAAUGCAAAUCAAUAUAUUUUAUUUAUUAACGAUUUAAUAAUUUUAUCUUAAUAGGUUUAAUAAGUUUUUAAAAUAUUAUAAAAUAAAUGUAGGAAUCAUGGAUAAAUGAAAUAAAUUGGUAGGUUUUAUAAACGAUUUUGUGUGUUUUUCAUAAUCUUAUCCAUGUAUACAUUCCUUGGUACCAUAGAUACAUGAAAGAGCUAGAUCAUUGAGCCACCUAGAUUGCCUAAGUAUACAUUCAUACUAUCAUACAAGCUAAAAUAAAAUAAUAAUAAUACACUUCAAUAGUAAAAAAAAAAAAGAUUAUUUUAAAUAUACACGUUGUAUAGUAUAAGUAUGUGAAGAAAAUCCAAAAUGUAACAACAAAAAAUAAAAGUGAAACAAUAUAUCAUGGUUUUAUUGCAAAAAUUCAUUAAGGAACAUUUUAUAACCUCAAGUAUUUAAGAACUUAGAAUAAUUUUUACCAGAAAUCCAAACAUUGUGCGCUUACUGUAUUACAUAUUUGUUAUACUAUAUUUGAUGUAUAAAAAGGCUGGUUUCAUUUCUAUGCCUUACAGUGUUUUUGUAUCGAUAAAUAAAGCCGAAAUCCAUAAAAAGAAAUUCGAAAGCUAACCUAUAUCAGAAAUGCACGUUGUGACUUUUUGCAAUAAACCGACAAUAUUAAUUAUUGAAUAAUUUAUAAACAACUCAAUACAAAUUAAAUUAAAGUAAAUAAAAAAGUAAUUCUGUAUUGUCAUCAUUCACAACUAUUUACAGCUAUGUAUCCGUUCAGGAAGAAAGAGAAUGUAAAUUACAUUUCAU